Messenger RNA from Anopheles coluzzii, 5685 nucleotides. RefSeq lists its product as uncharacterized. The record is from RefSeq and is a predicted model, not a curated record. Bases 1 to 5685 code for a protein of 1894 amino acids. The transcript has a single exon. Gene Ontology annotation, molecular function: nucleic acid binding; zinc ion binding. Lineage: Eukaryota; Metazoa; Arthropoda; Insecta; Diptera; Culicidae.
AUGGAGAAGAAGUUGAAAUCGGUGCAACUGAAAAGGCAUCAAGCGGUCGAAUUGGUGAAAAGUAUAGAACAGUUUACGAUCGGCUACGUCGAGGAAAAUGCCAGUGAAAUACCAGUGUGUUUGGAACAACUAGAAAGGUAUUAUGAGGACUUCCUACAUGCAAAUGCGAAAGUGAUGGAACUCGAUGAGGAGGCCACAGAUGCGAGUGUAACUGAGCGGUGUGAUAUGGAUACACGGUAUCGUCGCGUUAAGGGCUUUCUUCUACAAAAGCAACCACCUCCUACGGCCGCGCAAAAUAUGUCGAAUGAGUCGAUGCUAUUAGCGAGCUCGACACUCAAUAGUUCGGGACGAUCAGGUGCAGUAAAUUUGCGUCUUCCAAAAAUCGAAUUGCCUACGUUCGAUGGCGAUUCCACCAAGUGGUUAACGUUCCGCGACCGAUUUGUGGCGAUGAUCGACAGUGCCAGUGAGAUACCGAAUAUAAUGAAGCUGCAGUAUCUGCUGUCCUCCUUGAAGGGCGAGGUUGGUUUGCUUUUCGAGCACACCACAUUGACAGCAGACAAUUACGAGGUGACGUGGGCUGCCUUGCUGAAGCGGUACGAUAAUCCACGUACGCUGAUCCGGGAGUACUAUCGGAAAAUUCAUCACCUGCCGGUAGUGAGCUGUGACAACGUGGACGAUUUGGCGCUGCUCGUCGAUGAAUUCACGCGGCAUGUGAACGGGCUGAAGAAGCUCGACGAACCGGUGGACACCUGGGACACGCCGCUCGCCAACCUGCUUCUGAUGAAGCUGGAUUCGUCGACCAUUCUGGCAUGGGAGAACCACUCAGCGCAACAUAAAAAAGAUAAGUACAAGGAAUUAGUAGACUUUUUGCAAGAUCGUGUACGAAUAUUAAAAUCAUCGCGCGAGUUUUCCAAUAACGGUGACGGCAGUUUGAGAAUGGUGGCCGGCAACAGAAGGGUCUCCGACCAUAGGCCGAGAAUUGUGGGCAAUGCUGCAACUGCAAGGAGAACUUCGCCGAAUGUUUCAGCUCAACAGUGUGUUUUGGGUUGUGCAGAGCUUCACAAUCUGCGCAAUUGUCCUGCAUUCUUGCGAAAGGACGUACAGCAACGCCGUGAAGUAGCCACCCGUGAGCGACUGUGUUGGAACUGCCUCAAUCGCAGUCAUCAUGUGAGGGAUUGUCGUUCCGCGUUUAAAUGCACUACGUGCAACGCACGCCAUCACUCCUUGCUGCACGUAACGCCAAUUGUCACAAUGGUUGCGCAGUCGGAUGAUGAAGUGGUUCUGCUGGAAACAGUCCAACUACAACUGGUAGAUGAUCAUGGCAAUAAACAUACAGCACGAGCACUGUUAGAUUCCGGAUCGAUGUGCAACUUUAUCUCCGAAUCUAUGGCCCAUCGACUGUUGACACCGCUGUCCAAAGUAAGCAUUGCUGUAUCGGGAAUAGGGCAAAUCAAACAGCACGUGAAGGGUUCCAUCACAGCGACCGUUCGAUCGCUAGGAGAAGACCUCCAUUCGUCAAUGGAAUUUCUAGUGCUCAAGACUCCGUCAGCUGAAAUUCCAACCAUUCCCUUAAACAUUGCGAAAUGGAACAUCCCAAACGUACAGUUGGCAGACUCGUCUUUCCACGUUCCGGGAAAGGUCGAUGUUGUAAUUGGUGGAAACACGUUCUGGGAGAUACAUACUGGAAGAAAACAGUCAUUGGGUAACGGAAGGCCAUGGCUGAUAGAAACUGCGUUUGGAUGGGCGGUCUCGGGGAAUACUUCCCAACUUGCUGGCCCCAAUCUACGAUUGUGUCACACGGCUGCCAACGAAGGUGCCAUCGAACGCUUGCUCCAGCGGUUUUGGGAGGCUGAGAGUAUUAUGGAAGGUCCUGCCUUGUCAAUUGAGGAGGACAUGUGCGAAAAACAUUACGUAGCUACCACGAGCCGUAAUGCACAAGGUCGCUACGUUGUGUCUUUGCCGCGAAGCCCCAAACCUGAAAGAACGCUGGGUUUGUCAAAAGAGAUAGCAGAUCAUCGUUUACUGGGUGUAGAACGUCGACUGAAGGCCAAUCCUGAAAUGGAAAGGGAAUAUAUUAAAUUUAUGAGAGAGUAUGAGUCGUUGGGACACAUGAUCAAACUCACGGAACCCGUUGAUGACAACAAACCACAUUGCUACAUUCCUCAUCACGCGGUAGUCAAAGAGACCAGUACAACAACCAAGGUGCGUGUUGUUUUUGAUGCAUCCUGCAAAACAACAUCUGGCUACUCGCUAAACGAUACUCUGCUGAUUGGUCCAACAGUGCAGGAUGAUCUGCUUACAAUCAUCCUACGCUUUCGAAAACACGCUGUCGCAAUAGUGGCAGACGUAGAGAAAAUGUACCGGCAGAUUCGUCAUUGUGAAAACGAUCGAAAUCUAUUGCGCAUACGUUACCGUGAAUGUCCCUCCGAUCCCAUUUCCACGUAUGAGUUGCAAACGGUGACCUACGGUACCGCAACAGCACCAUUUCUAGCUACUCGAACGCUACAACAAAUUGCGCACGACCACAAACAACAAUACCCUUUGGCAGUCGACCCAGUGCUACAUGACUUUUAUGUGGAUGAUUUGUUGACUGGAGCAGAAGAUGUAGUAGAGGCCGUUGGAAUGCGAACGCAAAUUUCGCAAAUGCUUGAAUCGGCAGGUUUCCUUUUGAAGAAGUGGGCAUCUAACGUCUCCGAAGCGCUUGAAGGAGUUCCGAGCGACGAUCUAGCGAUCAAACCAGUUCUAGACUGGCAGGAAGAUCAAGCGAUUUCAACAUUGGGCUUGGUUUGGGAACCGUCUAACGACAUGCUACGGUUCAGAGUCGACCUUCCACGACCAGCUCAAGAGCUUACACGAAGUUUGGUCUUGUCUUACACGGCCAGAAUCUUCGAUCCCCUGGGCCUACUAGGGCCAACGGUAACGGAGAACCACUCAGCGCAACAUAAAAAAGAUAAGUACAAGGAAUUAGUAGACUUUUUGCAAGAUCGUGUACGAAUAUUAAAAUCAUCGCGCGAGUUUUCCAAUAACGGUGACGGCAGUUUGAGAAUGGUGGCCGGCAACAGAAGGGUCUCCGACCAUAGGCCGAGAAUUGUGGGCAAUGCUGCAACUGCAAGGAGAACUUCGCCGAAUGUUUCAGCUCAACAGUGUGUUUUGGGUUGUGCAGAGCUUCACAAUCUGCGCAAUUGUCCUGCAUUCUUGCGAAAGGACGUACAGCAACGCCGUGAAGUAGCCACCCGUGAGCGACUGUGUUGGAACUGCCUCAAUCGCAGUCAUCAUGUGAGGGAUUGUCGUUCCGCGUUUAAAUGCACUACGUGCAACGCACGCCAUCACUCCUUGCUGCACGUAACGCCAAUUGUCACAAUGGUUGCGCAGUCGGAUGAUGAAGUGGUUCUGCUGGAAACAGUCCAACUACAACUGGUAGAUGAUCAUGGCAAUAAACAUACAGCACGAGCACUGUUAGAUUCCGGAUCGAUGUGCAACUUUAUCUCCGAAUCUAUGGCCCAUCGACUGUUGACACCGCUGUCCAAAGUAAGCAUUGCUGUAUCGGGAAUAGGGCAAAUCAAACAGCACGUGAAGGGUUCCAUCACAGCGACCGUUCGAUCGCUAGGAGAAGACCUCCAUUCGUCAAUGGAAUUUCUAGUGCUCAAGACUCCGUCAGCUGAAAUUCCAACCAUUCCCUUAAACAUUGCGAAAUGGAACAUCCCAAACGUACAGUUGGCAGACUCGUCUUUCCACGUUCCGGGAAAGGUCGAUGUUGUAAUUGGUGGAAACACGUUCUGGGAGAUACAUACUGGAAGAAAACAGUCAUUGGGUAACGGAAGGCCAUGGCUGAUAGAAACUGCGUUUGGAUGGGCGGUCUCGGGGAAUACUUCCCAACUUGCUGGCCCCAAUCUACGAUUGUGUCACACGGCCGCCAACGAAGGUGCCAUCGAACGCUUGCUCCAGCGGUUUUGGGAGGCUGAGAGUAUUAUGGAAGGUCCUGCCUUGUCAAUUGAGGAGGACAUGUGCGAAAAACAUUACGUAGCUACCACGAGCCGUAAUGCACAAGGUCGCUACGUUGUGUCUUUGCCGCGAAGCCCCAAACCUGAAAGAACGCUGGGUUUGUCAAAAGAGAUAGCAGAUCAUCGUUUACUGGGUGUAGAACGUCGACUGAAGGCCAAUCCUGAAAUGGAAAGGGAAUAUAUUAAAUUUAUGAGAGAGUAUGAGUCGUUGGGACACAUGAUCAAACUCACGGAACCCGUUGAUGACAACAAACCACAUUGCUACAUUCCUCAUCACGCGGUAGUCAAAGAGACCAGUACAACAACCAAGGUGCGUGUUGUUUUUGAUGCAUCCUGCAAAACAACAUCUGGCUACUCGCUAAACGAUACUCUGCUGAUUGGUCCAACAGUGCAGGAUGAUCUGCUUACAAUCAUCCUACGCUUUCGAAAACACGCUGUCGCAAUAGUGGCAGACGUAGAGAAAAUGUACCGGCAGAUUCGUCAUUGUGAAAACGAUCGAAAUCUAUUGCGCAUACGUUACCGUGAAUGUCCCUCCGAUCCCAUUUCCACGUAUGAGUUGCAAACGGUGACCUACGGUACCGCAACAGCACCAUUUCUAGCUACUCGAACGCUACAACAAAUUGCGCACGACCACAAACAACAAUACCCUUUGGCAGUCGACCCAGUGCUACAUGACUUUUAUGUGGAUGAUUUGUUGACUGGAGCAGAAGAUGUAGUAGAGGCCGUUGGAAUGCAAACGCAAAUUUCGCAAAUGCUUGAAUCGGCAGGUUUCCUUUUGAAGAAGUGGGCAUCUAACGUCUCCGAAGCGCUUGAAGGAGUUCCGAGCGACGAUCUAGCGAUCAAACCAGUUCUAGACUGGCAGGAAGAUCAAGCGAUUUCAACAUUGGGCUUGGUUUGGGAACCGUCUAACGACAUGCUACGGUUCAGAGUCGACCUUCCACGACCAGCUCAAGAGCUUACACGAAGUUUGGUCUUGUCUUACACGGCCAGAAUCUUCGAUCCCCUGGGCCUACUAGGGCCAACGGUAAUACUUGCCAAAAUGUUUCUGCAGCGAUUAUGGGAGUUGAAGCAAGACGGCAAAACGCUUGAUUGGGAUCGCGCACUACCAAUGGACCUGCAAGAGGAAUGGAGAAAGCUGCACAAUACAUUGUACUCGCUACGCGAAUUACGAGUGCCUCGGUUUGUUUCACAAUCCGGCACAGAAGACCUGCAGCUACACGUAUUCGCUGAUGCUUCACAAGGAGCAUAUGGAGCAUGCUGCUAUGUACGAGCAGUAUCCGCAAGAGGCAUCCAGGUCAGAUUACUAGCUGCCAAGUCCAAGGUGGUAGCGUUAGCAAACACGAACUCAAUCGCCCGGUUGGAGUUGUGUGCAGAACGGCUAGCAGUACACCUGAUUCAGAAGGUGGUUUCUGCACUCAAGGUGUCAGCUACGGCUAUCUGUUGGACAGAUUCGAUGACAGUAAUGCACUGGCUGAACUCAUCACCGCGUCGCUGGAAACCAUUUGUGGCCAACAGGGUGGCACAAAUACAGGAAGAAACGCGUAUCUCCAGCUGGCGUCAUGUUCCUGGAGUUGAUAACCCGGCGGAUGACAUCUCGCGCGGGCUGAGUCCGGAAGAAUUGCUGCAGUGUACACGUUGGUGGCAUGGACCGAGUUGGUUGUCCUACGGACAAGUGGCCCCAUGA